UGUUUCCAUUCUGAAUAUGCCAUUUUGCACACCCGUCGUGCAGAAUGAGCUAAAUCGAGUGCACAGUCACAGACUAAUCAAAAUGAUUAUAGCACUGACUGAAUACUGCGCUCAUUGACUGGAAAUCUUAAUUUUAUUUUCUUCAUUUAUUACGCAAACAUUAUAUUAACCCUAUUAUAACAUUGUACUAUGCUUGUUAAUAACGGCAUAUCUGCUCCCCUGUAAUAAAUGGUCCGUUUUUCUGUGUAUGAUCUCAUCUCUGCCUGGAUGAUAGGAGGAGAGAGAGGAGCGACAUCACUAGAUUAGACAGGAAACUCUUUAGUAAAUCUACGGCUCUCUUGUUGCUGCCUUCGCGAGUGAUCAUCUGAAAUGGCGACCAGUGUAAAGAGGCCGUCCCUAGGUCCGGUCCCUCCCCCCAGGAAGAAGUCCAGCCCCAAGUCAGAGCUCACUGAGGAGCUGAAACAAGAGAUCAGAGAGGCCUUUGAACUUUUCGACACCGACGCCUCCGGACACAUUGAAGUCAAGGAGCUAAAGGUUGCUAUGAGGGCGCUGGGGUUUGAGCCGAAGAAAGAGGAGAUUAAGAGGAUGAUGACGGAGGUGGAUAAGGACGGAACAGGAAAGAUCUCAUUCUCUGAUUUUCUCAGCGUCAUGACUCAGAAGAUGGCUGAGAAGGAUUCUAAGGAGGAGAUCCUGAAAGCAUUCCGUCUGUUUGAUGAUGAUGAGACAGGGAAGAUCUCCUUCAGGAACCUGAAGAGGGUCGCCAAGGAACUAGGAGAGAACCUGACUGACGAGGAACUGCAGGAGAUGAUCGAGGAGGCAGACAGGGAUGGAGACGGCGAGGUGAAUCAGGGAGAGUUCCUCCGCAUCAUGAAGAAGACCAGCCUGUACUGAGACUGCACCAGGGUGUUGUGGGGUUAGAAGACCAGCCUGUACUGAGACUGCACCAGGGUGUUGUGGGGUUAGAAGACCAGCCUGUACUGAGACUGGACCAGGGUGUUGUGGGGUUAGAAGACCAGCCUGUACUGAGACUGGACCAGGGUGUUGUGGGGUUAGAAGACCAGCCUGUACUGAGACUGCACCAGGGUGUUGUGGGGUUAGAAGACCAGCCUGUACUGAGACUGGACCAGGGUGUUGUGGGGUUAGAAGACCAGCCUGUACUGAGACUGCACCAGGGUGUUGUGGGGUUAGAAGACCAGCCUGUACUGAGACUGGACCAGGGUGUUGUGGGGUUAGAAGACCAGCCUGUACUGAGACUGGACCAGGGUGUUGUAGGGUUAGAAGACCAGCCUGUACUGAGACUGCACCAGGGUGUUGUGGGGUUAGAAGACCAGCCUGUACUGAGACUGCACCAGGGUGUUGUUGGGUUAGAAGACCAGCCUGUACUGAGACUGCACCAGGGUGUUGUGGGGUUAGAAGACCUGCCUGUACUGAGACUGCACCAGGGUGUUGUUGGGUUAGAAGACCAGCCUGUACUGAGACUGGACCAGGGUGUUGAGGGGUUAGAAGACCUGCCUGUACUGAGACUGGACCAGGGUGUUGUAGGGUAGAGGGUGGUGUUGGGGACAUACAGAGGAGAUUGUGGUUUGGUUUUACAUGUUAUGUACUAGUCAAGUCAUUAGUCAGUUAUCCAGGCCUGUCCUAGUUCAAUUAGACAACCUCCUUUCCUCAUCUCCUUCCUCAUCUCCUUACUGUCAUGACCACUCAUCAGUUAGUCUUUAUACAGUGCCUUGCGAGAGUAUUCGGCCCCCUUGAACUUUUCGACCUUUUGCCACAUUUCAGGCUUCAAACAUAAAGAUAUAAAACUGUAAUUUUUUGUGAAGAAUCAACAACAAGUGGGACACAAUCAU
Messenger RNA from Salmo salar (Atlantic salmon), 1847 nucleotides. Its product is annotated as caltractin-like. Gene Ontology annotation, molecular function: calcium ion binding. Gene Ontology annotation, cellular component: myosin II complex. NCBI's taxonomy places the organism in Eukaryota, Metazoa, Chordata, Actinopteri, Salmoniformes, Salmonidae. The record is from RefSeq and is a predicted model, not a curated record.